GGUGCGUGGUGGCGGGCAGCCGCCCCCCCCCCACCGUGUCCACGCGCCGCGGUGUCUGUGUGUCCUUGGCUGCGUGUCCUGCCUGCCUCUGCUGGGCGUCCGGGUCUCCGGGUGGCUGUCUGGGAGGUGUGGGUGCCUGUGUGUCGGCAUGUCCGUGCGGGGCCGUCUAUGCCGGGGUCGCCCGGGUCGCAGCGCCCCCGUGGGGUCCGGACCUGAGCCUCCGCUCACGCGGGCUGCCCGCAGCCCAGGCCCCCAGAUCGUGAUUGGGGUUUGGUUCCGGGAUGAUUCUGAGGCCCUUCAAUGGGUCCGGGGUCUCGCCGGUCUCCGCCCCCUUCCACAUCUUUCUCACCCACUCACCCCCCCCCUCACCCCCGCGCCUCGCGCGGCCCCAGAGUCCAGACAAUGCUGUCACCGCCAAAGCAGGAAAAAAUAAUAAAGCGAAGAACCUUUAACUCUUUCCCCACCGGAGUCGGCCUGUGCUCCCGAACCAGCCCCUCCGCCCACGAGCCCCAGGGAGCCCUGGGCCCCCCAAGGUCUCCAGGCCAAGUGUAGCUCCAUCCCAAGGGUAGCUCCAUCCCAAGGAUAGGCCUCUAUCCUCGCUUGGGGGCGGGGUGCGGCGGGGGGAGAAGGCUGGGGUUGGUAGGCAACCCCCAGGAAGCACCUUCCCUACUCCAUUCCGGUUCCCCCUCCCCCUAGGCUGUCAGCUCCAACCCACCAUCCCCAUUCUUUGCCCAAGGUCAGGUUGGAACAGGCUACCACAUCCUGGCUCUCCACUGGCUCACCAGGUGGGGAAACUGAGGCCUGGGACUGGCUCAGGGUGGUUAAAGAGAGGUUAGACUCUGUCUCCAACCUCGGCUCAUUGUUCAUCUACGGGGCAGGGAGACCCUCUGCCCCCAGUGAGGGCAGAGUCUGGCAGGGCUGUUGGGCUGACUAGUCAGAGGCGAGGCUCCAGCGACAGGGUGUGGGCCAGGAACCACCUUUCCUACCUUCUCCUCAGGAGCCCCCACCCCCUGCUUUGGCCUAGGAUGAAGAGGCAGGAUUGGUAAGGGCAGGUAGAGCAGGAGAAAAUACUGGGCUCCCACAGGAACUCCUGAGAGCCCCCACCCCCACAGCCUAUCACAGGCUUGCCAAGUACACAACAUAGAAUCCCUCAGUGACAUCGAAAGCCUAGGAGGAAACACCAUGCACCAUGGAAAAACUGGGGCCGGGCCCUAAAGUGAUGGUGCAGGCAGGCCAGAGAUGGGGGCUCCCGUGCCUGUCGGGCAGCUGCCAGAUCCUGGCCACCUGAGAAAGAGCUUGAAACCGCUCUGGCUUGGGACUACUGGAUUAACUGCAUGCGGGCGCCCCCCGUGGCUUGGGACCUCCUUCCCUUGCAAUUCCACCUCCAUGCCCUUUCUACAGGCCUUUGGAAGUCGGAGCCUCUUCUGCCCUCAGCAGACCCCACCUGCCCUGUAGCCAUCACAGCCCUGACACCAGGAUCCAUUCUGGGACCUGGGACCAAGCAGUCCAGACCACCCUCCCCAGGCCACUCCCAGGGAAUGGCUGGGGUAGGACCUCCCCCUGCCACCACCCCUGCCCCUGCAGUCUCACAGCAAACACUGCAGAGAGCUGCAGGAGGGGCAAGGCUGAGGCCAUCCCUCUUCAGUCAAUUUGUAAGGAAUUUAGGGAAGAGACCCAAGGAAAUGGGCCCAGAUCCUAAUACAAGAUUCAGAUUAGACUUCAGGCAGGAUUUUUGGACACGUGGAGACAAAAUGGGAGGGAUCUCACCUGGGGUGAUGCCAAGCACCAAUGUCUCCUUGCCCAUGACGCAUGCAUGCAUGGCUGAGAAGGGGCCAGGCCACUGAAAACCCAUCACCUGCGUUUUGGGGGCAGCUUCUGGUCAAUUCCCUCAGUGGCCUGAGCCACAGAAGCAAGCGGGGCUUCCAAAGAGAGGGACUGUGGCUGCUGGCAGGGUUGAGGAGACUGAGCUUUCCCAUGAGGCCACUCCAUGGUAAGUCCGUAGGCCCCACAACAGGCCCCCCUUGCCUCUAGGAGGCCUGGACCCUGGCUGAGGGGAGGCAGAGUCAGGGGCAAGUGAGGUGGGGAGGGCCUCCCCGAGUUACAGCUGGGGGAAAGCACCAUUCAACUCAGGACAGAUGCCCCCCAGGUGCCAGGCUGCCACUUCAUGAAGCCCAGAGAAGGGCAAGGAUUUGCCAAGGUGUCAGGACUGCUCACAGCCCAGGCAGCACCUUCAGCAGAGCAAAUCAGGCCUCCGCUCUGCACCAGGGUCAUCCAAAAAAUAGGGUCAUAGUCUUUGUCUUCCUCCACAGUGGGAAGUCUUGGCCGUGUUUGUAGGGGCUCUUGGCCCAGACAGAAGUUGUGCGUCAUCUCUUUCUAGCUAGCAUUUACCGAGUACUUACUAGGUGUUGUGCUAAGUGCUUUCCAUCCAGCGCCUCCUGAGUUCCCACACUGACCCCAUGAUGGAAGUGCUGCUCCUAUCCUGAUUUCACAGGUGAGAAAACUGAGGCUCAGAGAGGGGGCCCUUGCCUAGGGUCACCUGGAAAGCCCCCUGUAUCUGGGAUUGGAGUGUGGGCUGCUUGUCUGCACAGCCCACAUCUGAACCACCACCACCAAAGUCUGCAUGCCUUGGCAGCCUCCUCAUGGCGCUCAUCCCCAUCUGUUGGGCACCUCUAAUGACAAGCAGCCUGCCGGGGCAAAACCAGGCAUCCUUCCAUCCCUGCAGCUCCUGCCACCUCCCCUCCUUGAUGCCCAGGUGCCCAUCUCCCUGUACAUAGUAACCAGUCACACGUGGGGCCUGAUCCUGACCCUGCCACUCUGUGGCCUUGGGCAAGUCAGUUAAUCUCUCUGGGCCUCAGUUUCCUCAUCUGUAAAAUGGGGGCAAAACACUAUUCCUGUCACAGGGCUGUUACUAGGAUUCAUUGAGAUCACACAUUGGAACACUAGUGCCUGGCCCAUGGGAAGCACUUGACCAACAGCAUCAAUUACUGUUAGUAGUGAUAAUAAGCCAGCUGUAGAGGCUGACAUGUGGGGUGAAGGCUGAGGAUGGCUUUCCCUGGGGCAUGGCUGCUUCAGCUCCUCAGCCUUGUCAUUGAAAUGGGCUGCUGCUUUGAGAAGCUGGAAGCUCAUGGCCUGACUCUCUGAGGUCCGGUGGGAGGGAGAGGGGAACCCCAGGUCCUUAGAAACUGAGGUGCCAAACCAUCUUCAAGGUGGAAGCAGGCCUGGCCUCCCCCAUGCCCUAUUUCGUCCCGCUUCCCACUUGGGGAGCUGAAGUGUGAAGGUCUGGGAUGGCAUGAAGGUCCCGCUGGCCAUGGCGAGGCUAAGGGAAUGGGCUGGCUAAGGGAAUGGGCGCUCAGCCCAGGGGCAUAAUGGGGAUGGGACCUGGCUCUACCCAACUUCUCCCAGCUCUGUCCCUUGCUCUCUGGGACUGCCCAAGGGCUGUGGAGGCAGCUAAGGAAGCCUCUUGGGGGAGAGGACAGCUAGCUCUAACCCUCACCCCUUCAGUAUCUUUUCCUCUCCCUGAAGGUAUUAGCAAGGCUCUAGGGCUGGGGGAGCCUAGGUGGUGGGACUGAGUCCCCUUGAGAAGGCCUCUGGGGAUUUCAGAACUGCUCAGGACGACCUCCUGGACCUUUUGCUACUGGAGACAGCCCUCCCACAGCCUUCCGCUCCCACUCCAGCCUGUGUGAACUUCUCAAAUAUUUGCUCUCCCUGGGCACUGUUUUGGCUGAGCUAGGAGGAGAGAGCAUCCUGAGGUUCCCUAAGGCUGCCCUGUCCCUUUCGCAUGCAGUGUCCUUUAGAGCUGCCAUGGUCCCUGCAUCCUCUCGGUAGGGGAGGACCCACAGAACACCCACCGCCCAGGCUCCUGCCAGCAGAGCCCUCAGAGGCUGGGUUUCCUGCCUUCCUCUUUCCUUAGGAAAAGCUCCACCCCCUUGCCCCAUCCUGCAUGGGAGAUUGGACACACUUUGGAGCUGGGGCUUUGCUGGCCCAAGGCCUCCCUUCAAGGAUCGAGACCUCCACAGGGCCUUUGGGCCAGGGCUGAGAUUUCUCCAGGACCCAGCAGUUGAGGGCCAGGCCCAUUAGCCAGAAAAGCCUCUUGAUCAUACUGGACAAGUCGGUCCCCAGGAGCCCAAUCUCCCUAGUGGGAAACCCCCUCCCAACUCAGAGCCUUGGGCCAGACUGGGAUAAAGACCACACUGUUCCCCUAGGAGGGGAGGAGGGCUGGGGCUGGAGAAAGGUAGCUCUGUUGGCCGCACAAGGCCCCAUUCAGCCUGGGGCCUGGCUGUCCCGGGCAGGCUGGCCAGACUCGAAGCAGCCUCGGCCUCCUCAGGCCUGGGAUGGCUGGCCAGGCCAGGCAGCAGCUUCCAGAGCAUAGGGUGGAGGCCCCAGUUUAGGCCUGGUGCAUCUUGAGCCCUGCCAGCACUCCACUGCCUCUAACCCCUAUGCCAGGUGGGCAGGUUGGUGCUCACCAGGCUGAGCGUGUGUCCAGGGGGACAGGGUACCCCUCAAGGGGCUCAGCCUAGAUCCCCUGCCAGGUCCCUGGGGAGCCUGAGGAGACCAGACCCGCAAUGGACUGUUUUCCAUCUCCCCUGAGGGACCAAGGCAGUAGGAUGGACUUCCUGACCAUCAGGUGGCAGGGAUGAGGCAGAGUCCCUGUUCUGGGGUAGGCUUCCUCCUGCUUACCCCUCUCUGGAGGAGUGGGGCUGCUCUGUCAGAAGCCGCCCAGAGUUGGGCCAGAGGCAUAAGGGGAGCCUGCCUGAGUGGAGCCCCACCUACAAGGUCUGACAGCCUCUCCCAUCUCCCCGGGCAGAGCUCCUACCCCAUCUGGGAGGACUUCAACUCCAAGGCCACAAAGCUGCAUUCCCAGCUGAGGACCACCGUGCUGGCUGCUGUAGCCUUCCUGGAUGCCUUCCAGAAAGUGGCCGACAUGGCCACCAACACCCGAGGGGCCACGCGAGAUAUCGGCUCGGCGCUCACGCGCAUGUGCAUGCGCCACCGCAGCAUCGAGACCAAGCUGCGGCAGUUCACCAACGCGCUGCUGGAAAGCCUCAUAAACCCACUGCAGGAGCGCAUUGAGGACUGGAAGAAGUCGGCCAACCAACUGGACAAGGACCACGCGAAAGAGUACAAACGUGCCCGGCACGAGAUCAAGAAGAAAUCGUCCGACACGCUGAAGCUGCAGAAGAAAGCACGCAAAGGGAAGGGAGACCUGCAGCCCCAGCUGGACAGCGCUCUGCAGGACGUUAACGACAUGUACUUGCUGCUGGAGGAGACAGAGAAGCAGGCUGUGCGCCGGGCCCUGAUCGAGGAACGCAGCCGCUUCUGUACCUUCAUCACCUUCCUGCAGCCAGUGGUGAACAACGAGCUGACCAUGCUGGGGGAGAUCACCCACCUGCAGGGCAUCAUUGACGACCUGGUGGUACUGACUGCAGAGCCCCACAAGCUGCCUCCCGCCAGCGAGCAGGUGAUCAAAGACCUGAAGGGCUCAGACUACAGCUGGUCCUACCAGACACCACCCUCAUCGCCCAGCAGCUCCAGCUCCCGCAAGUCCAGCAUGUGCAGUGCCCCCAGCAGCGGUAGCAGUGCCAAGGGUGGCGGAGCCCCAUGGCCUGGGGGCACCCAAACAUACUCACCCAGUUCCACCUGUCGCUACCGCAGCCUGGCACAGCCAGCCGCCACCGCCCGCCUCUCCAGUGUUUCCUCCCACGACUCUGGCUUCGUCUCCCAGGAUGCCACCUAUUCCAAGCCCCCCUCGCCCAUGCCUUCAGACAUCACCAGCCAGAAGUCCUCCAGCUCCGCGUCCUCUGAGGCCUCGGAAACCUGCCAGUCUGUUAGCGAGUGCAGCUCCCCCACCUCGGACUGGUCUAAGGCCGGCCCCCACGAGCAGCCUGCAGGCACCACCCUGCAGCGGAGGAAGGACCGAGUGGAGCUCCUCCGAGAUGCAGAGCCAGGCCCCACCAGCGGGGGCACCGUGGGCCCCGGUGGGGAGGAGGUGCCACGGCCCCGGAUGUCCCCUGCCACCAUUGCAGCCAAGCACGGUGAGGAGGUGUCUCCUGCGGCCAGUGACCUGGCCAUGGUGUUGACCCGCGGCCUGAGCCUCGAGCACCAGAAGAGCAGUCGGGACUCACUACAGUACUCAAGUGGCUACAGCACACAGACCACCACACCCUCCUGUUCCGAGGACACCAUCCCCUCCCAAGGCUCCGACUACGACUGCUACUCAGUGAACGGGGACGCAGACAGUGAGGGCCCGCCCGAGUUCGACAAGUCAUCCACCAUUCCCCGCAACAGCAACAUCGCCCAGAACUACCGCCGCCUGAUCCAGACCAAGCGCCCGGCCUCCACCGCAGGGCUGCCCACUGCCUCGGGCACGGGCCUGCCGUCGGGUGCACCCCCUGGCGUGGCCACCAUCCGCCGCACACCCUCCACCAAGCCCACCGUGCGCCGCACCCUCUCCAGCGCUGGCCCCAUCCCCAUCCGGCCGCCCAUUGUGCCUGUGAAGACGCCCACAGUGCCCGACUCACCCGGCUACACGGGGCCUGUGCGGGCGGGCAGCGAGGAGUGUGUCUUUUAUACUGACGAGGCUGCCUCACCCCUGGCAGUGGACCUGGCCAAGUCUUCCCCAAAGAGGCUCAGCCUGCCCAACACGGCCUGGGGCAGCCCCUCUCCGGAGACAGCCGGCUACGCAGGACCGGGGGCUGAGGAUGACGAGGAGCAGCAGCAGCAGCAGCUGGCCGCCAACCGGCACAGCCUGGUGGAGAAGCUCGGGGAGCUAGUGGCAGGUGCCCACGCCCUGGGUGAGGGCCAGUUUCCCUUCCCCACGGCCCUGUCGGCCACCCCAGCAGAGGAGACACCCACCCCACCCCCUGCCGCCACCAGUGACCCCCCAGCCGAAGACAUGCUGGUGGCCAUCCGGCGCGGGGUGCGGCUCCGCAGGACCGUCACCAACGACAGGUCGGCGCCCCGCAUCUUGUGAUGGUACCAUCCACGACUCUGACCUCGGCUGAGGCAGGUGGCCUGGUCUGCUUGAAGCAGCACAGAGGAAGGCAGGGGAAGGAGCCACGUGGAGGGGGAACACAGCCAGGAAAGCAUUUUUUUAAGUCACAGGCAAAGCCACUUUAUGGAAACACACCCAGCUUAGAUUUCAGCAUCGAAACAAGAAGUGACUUCUUUAAUCCCCCUUGCCAGGACGCGCCUGCAGGCCUUGAACUGGUUUGGGAGCCUGUUUUAUACUUGCUAUUCUGUUCCCUCCUCUCCCUCCUGGCAGGCUCCGCCUUUCCCAUGUCUCUGUGAGCCCCCAGGUGUACCCCACACCCACAGCAGAGGGGUUGGGGCCACGUCCACGCCAUCUCAACCUGCGGUCUGAAGUGCCACAGCUCAGCUGACCUGGCCCACUCUCCCCAGGUGGGCAGUGCCUCGCCCUCUGCUGUGAAUCCUGGCCCUCCUCUUGUCCCGACUCUUCCUCCUCUUCCCCUCCCUCUGCCUCUCCUGAGCACCUCCAUCUGGGAGGCAGAGUGGCUGUUGAGAGGCCUGGGGCCCAGUCAGCUAAGGUAUCUGAUUGGACCAGAAAGAAAGUUCCACAGAUUGAAAAGCAGGUUGAAGCUGGGAGGCUGGCUGGCUGUAGGGGAGGGGGCUUUGGGGCCCAAAUGGAGUCUGGGGAGGAAAUGCAGGAGGGCUGCCUGGAGGCGGCUCAGGGGGCAAAGGCAGCCUUCCCUCCCCUGUGAGCUGUGGCUAGAGGGCACAGAGAGCCCCUCAGAAACUAGAGAACGACGGGAGAAGGUGAGGGCCCCAGAGAUGUGGCCAGCCAGUGGGACUGUUCUCAGGUGUCCAGUUUUCAUCUGGGCACAUCAUACUUUAACUCUGGUGGCACCUUGGGGUCACAGUUUCAGCUACCUUUGAGGUGGGGGCUGGAGUUGUACAGGGUUGUGUGCGGGGGGCGGGUAUUUUAUGAACAAAAUAAAGUGGAGCUGACUCUGGACGAGGACAGCGUGAGUAAAGUGA
This is a messenger RNA of Loxodonta africana (African savanna elephant), 7995 nucleotides long. RefSeq names its product MTSS I-BAR domain containing 2 (gene MTSS2). The transcript is spliced from 13 exons. Bases 4634 to 6970 code for a protein of 778 amino acids. Gene Ontology annotation, biological process: plasma membrane organization; cell projection assembly. The record is from RefSeq and is a predicted model, not a curated record. Gene Ontology annotation, cellular component: actin cytoskeleton; cytoplasmic side of plasma membrane. Lineage: Eukaryota; Metazoa; Chordata; Mammalia; Proboscidea; Elephantidae. Gene Ontology annotation, molecular function: phospholipid binding; actin binding.